CCCGGCACCUUCGAAGUAUGGGCGUUGGGCGGCAGAAGUGGCAUCAUGGGAGUCGAGUUGCGGGAGCCCAACCUGAAGAGUUGUGGGCUAUUUAUUUCGCGGCGUCCUUGGGCAGGCCGAUGACCAUCAAUCCUCCCCGUCACCAAGCACACAAAAAUACACGAGGCUGCUCGAGAUUACCCUGAAAACACCAACAGGCGAGGAACAAGUCCAAGACCAUGUCUUCUUUCCGCGAAUCGCAGACUUCAGCGUCCUCAUCGUCUAAGGGGAAACAGCACCGCAAGAAACACGAGGACAAGAACGACAAACAUCACAAGCACGACAGGUACCAGAAGAGCGACAAGCAGGUCCACACCCACGCCCAGGCCACCAAGUCGGAGAAGACGGGCACAACCUCGUCGUCAUCCGACAAUGUCGACUUCCUCUUCGUGGUCAACGAGCUGAGGACACACGACACGGGUGACGGCCUGGAACGAGACCUGUGGAACGAUGUCAUCCCAUUCUCCAGCCCGAACGACUACGCCGAGGAGGCACCCGGCCGCGUCUUCCGCUACCGCAACGGCGAGGUCACGGACGUCGGGCAGGAUUACCUGUGGAUACGGCCGGGCCGAGGGCAGGAGGGCUGCAUCUGGAAAUGGGACGCCCUCGACCAGAGCUCCCAGCCAAUGGACGUCUACAAGACCUACUCGGUGUUUCGGUGCUGGCGAUUCAACCCCAUCAUCUGGACCGGCUCCGACGUCAGCGUCCCCAGCACGGAGCGGCCCGGCGCCCCGGGGGCCCAGUUCUUCAGCCUCCACUUCCGCUCGCCGCCGGGCGGCGUCAGCGAGAUCUGGCCCUCCGCGGGGCCGAACGAAGCCGUGCAGUCGCCGAGCGUCAGCGAGAUCUGGCCCCCCGCGUUCCGCUAUGUCGCGGGCCGUGACCCUUCCUGGAUGCCGUCGUUGGUUCCGCAGCAGUACAGCAACCCGUUCGCCGACGCGCCCCGAUCGCAGGGCCUGCGCGGCGAGCUCCCUGUCAUCUUGGGCAUGAUGGCCCUUGCGCAGAGCCAGUCACUCUUUUACCCGCCCACCCAGUGGCGGAAGAGGCAGUGGCACCGCGCGCCCCAGACUGGUGAAGAAGACCUCAACCCCGGGCCGGACGAGGCGCCGCGGGGCGUUCUCGUCCAGAUCUGCUUGGAUCCUCAGGGCGGAGAGGGCUCCACAGCGGCCGACUUACACAAGUUUGAGUGGUAUACUAAUGUUGUCAAGGACGCACCCAGGCAAUCUAGGUAGUCUCUCUCUCACUCUCUCCCAAUACCUCUCUUUCUCCUUUCCUCUUUCUCUUUCACAUGGCCAGAUGACGACACUCUGCCUUGCCUUUUGUAUCUUCUUCUUUCCAUCUCGCUUCCUUCCGCUUCCCCCCUCCGCCGUCUACUUCGUCUCUCGUUUUAUUAUUUUCUUUGAAGAGCCAGAACGAAGGAAUCGAAGCUCCACGGUCUCACGUCUCUGCCUGCUCAAGACUGACUGGCUUGCAAGCUUGGAUUUUUU
Phialemonium atrogriseum is the source of this 1523-nucleotide messenger RNA. RefSeq lists its product as uncharacterized. Bases 219 to 1268 code for a protein of 349 amino acids. The transcript has 3 exons. Lineage: Eukaryota; Fungi; Ascomycota; Sordariomycetes; Cephalothecales; Cephalothecaceae. The record is from RefSeq and is a predicted model, not a curated record.